GACAUCAUCUUCGAGUGGCAGCAGGCGGCUAGUAAUGUUCUGGUCGCGGUCGGGAGACUAUUCAUCAACAGCGUCAUGGAGGAGAUUCUGCUAAAGUUCCAGCCGGGGAUCCUGCCGCACUUCUUUGUCAUGCAGACGCUGGCUAACCUCUCCCUGGCUAAUGUUUUCGGGAUGGUCCCGUUCCUGAACUCUAUCCUGGGCACGAUGCUCCCCAUGUUGGGGAUGGUGAAGCAGGACCCCAUGAAGGCCGUCUUCUGUGUUGCCCUGCAGCAUUUCAGUGAGAGUAUUCAGGAAUAUCUCGCCAACCUGGACAAGGCCCCCGACCCCACGGUGAGGAAGGACACCUUCUCCAGUGACCUUUACAAUGCCUACGACAUCCUCUUCAAUUCCUGGCUUCAGAACCGCGAGUCCAAGGUCAAACUCGCUGUGGUUGAGGCUCUCGGUCCCAUGAGUCAUUUAUUGCCCAAUGAAAAGUUGGAGGAUCAACUCAGCCGCCUCCUUCCUGGCAUCUUAUCUCUGUAUAAGAAGAAUGUGGAGCCUUUCUAUGUGACCAAGAGCCUAUGUCAGAUCCUGGAGAGCGCAGUCUCUAAUGAGAGCCGCACGCUGGAGCCUCAGAUGGACUCGGUGCUGUCAGUGCUACACACCCAGAUCUGCUCCUCCAUGGUCGCGCCCACACAGAUGCUGGUGAGGAAUCGGAACGAGGUUCUGCGCUGCUUCACGGUGCUCGCCUCCAGCUUUCCAGAUCACCUGCUGUCGUUUCUGCUCCCCAAACUGGAGACCAGUAACCCCAAAGUCCGUGUGGGGACCCUGAUCAUCUUGAAGCAAGUCAUCAACUCUGCCGGUAAUCUGGGCCAGGGGUCAUGUACCCCCCACCAUCUCCUGAGAAACAGACGGACAGAAGCCUCUUUGAUGGAAGUGAAGAAGCCGCUAAUUCUCUCUUCUGUCAGACACCUGCUCUCACCCUGCCGUCCCCCCACGCGUUGUUCGCUCGUCUCCUGGCUGUCUCCGCCUCCCUGGAGCCCAGUGAUGGCAGGAACGCCGCCGCUCUGCGUCUUCUCUCCGUCAUGCAGAUGAACAUCCACCCGACCGUGGGGCAGUGCUGGAAUGAGAUCCCCCCACUGCUCAGCUUCCUGGAAGAAGAACCAACUGAGAAACUUCAUCAGCAGACUGCGUGGGAGGAGCGGCUCCUGAAGUUCCUGGUGGGCUCGCUGCACGCCGUCUCAGAUGAUGCCUGGAUCUGUCAGCUGUCACAGGAGAUGAGGAAACAACUCAACGGGUACAACUCUGCUCUGGAGAAGAGCUUCCUGUAUAAAUGCAUCGGGAGCAGCCUGGGCGUCUGCGCCAACCGGGAGAUGGUGAGGAAGGAGCUGCAGGAGCUGCUGACCGGAGCCCGCUACCAGGAUGAGGCAGAGAGAGAGGGUCUUGCUGUCGCCUUCGGCAUCUGCUCGGCCCAUCACUUGGAUGACGCUUUGGAUAAGUUGUCGGAGUUCCUUAAAUCUGACAUCAUGAAGAAGAACACUGGAAUUUUCAACCUCUUCAAGGAUCGGGCAGAUUGUGACCUGGAGAAGAUAAAGAGCGCCCUCGUCCUGUGUUAUGGUUACGUGGCGGUUUACGCCCCCACAGAGCUUGUGCUGCCGCGGAUUGAAUCGGAUAUUCUGCGCAACAUUUUCCUUUACUUCCACACCAAGGUUCUGGGGAUAAAGGUAGAGCCCAAGGACGUGACGCUGAAGCUCUGCCUCAUCCGGAGUCUGUCCAUGAUCGGUCUGGCCAUCUGCAGCAGCUCGCAGGCCGGGUUUUUCCACUUCAGCCGCAAGUCUGAGCUGAUCUCCCAGCUGGUGGAGUUCCUGAAGCUGGAGCCCGUGGACGACCUGAAAUCAGCUGUGCGGCACCGCGCCCUCUCCGCCUGCUCCUACCUGGUUAAGCUGGAGCCGCCCCUGAAUGACGCGGACAGGGCGGAGCUUAUUAACACUGCGCUGUCCAGUGUCAUCCCGCUGCCACCAGUCUCCACCGGGAACAUUGGAGAACUGCACAAAGAGACGCUCUAUCGGGACACGCUGGAGGCUCUGAAGGAUCUGCUGAGGGGACUGCUCUCCUGGAACCUCACCCCACAGGGCCUGGACGACAUGUUUCGGAUCCUGAACCCAUGGGUCCGAUCCAGCAAGGAGCAGGAAAGAGAGCGCGCCCUGGAGCUGAGCAGCAGCCUGCUGGAGUUCUUCCUACAGAAGCUGAAUGUGAAUUGUGUGGUAUCUUUCCAUAACCUGGGGCUCCUGAUCGGCCGACUUGGCCCUCGCUGCUCGGACUCUGUGGCCCUUGUACGGCAACACACCCUGGACUGCAUCUACUACCUGCUCUACAUCCAGCUGAGAUACGAAGGUUUUGCUCCGGAUCACAAAGAUGAGCAGGUGGAGAAGCUGCAGACCCUGAGGGGCGGCCUCCUCAACCCCGACGCCAACAUCUUGUUCCACACGUGCUAUGACAUCGCCAUGAUUAUUGGGAGACGUCUGCCCCCGGAGCAGCUCAUCACUCUUAUCUUCGUCACCUUCGAGGGUCUCUCGGAUCCUGAUAGUAACUGCUCCAGAGCGGCCACCGUGAUGAUCAAUUCUCUGCUAAAGGACCGGGGCACCAUCUUACUGUCCAAGGUCCCGGAGAUCAUCCUACGUGUUCAGCAGCAGCUGGAGGAGACCCCGGAGGAACAUGUCAGGAAGGCCGCCGUACAGACCCUCUAUAUACUGGCCACACAACAUGUCAAGGCCGUGGUAUCCAGCCUGCUGACCAGCCCCGUACCGUAUGACAGGUAAUGGCCCCCUCUGGGGCUACACCAAUAACCUAA
Hyla sarda is the source of this 2830-nucleotide messenger RNA. RefSeq names its product maestro heat-like repeat-containing protein family member 1. Gene Ontology annotation, cellular component: cytoplasm. NCBI's taxonomy places the organism in Eukaryota, Metazoa, Chordata, Amphibia, Anura, Hylidae. The record is from RefSeq and is a predicted model, not a curated record.